This is a messenger RNA of Pomacea canaliculata, 1129 nucleotides long. Its product is annotated as ganglioside GM2 activator-like. Gene Ontology annotation, cellular component: cytoplasmic side of plasma membrane. The transcript is spliced from 5 exons. Gene Ontology annotation, molecular function: enzyme activator activity; lipid carrier activity. The record is from RefSeq and is a predicted model, not a curated record. Bases 161 to 763 code for a protein of 200 amino acids. Lineage: Eukaryota; Metazoa; Mollusca; Gastropoda; Architaenioglossa; Ampullariidae. Gene Ontology annotation, biological process: lipid transport; ganglioside catabolic process.
CCCUUGUCAAAAGAUAGCAGUGAUCACGUGACUCAGUCACGCUACUACACUCACAUAGGUCUCGUCUCCUACCAGACCCCGCUGUCCUACACUCAGGAGACACAAACCACCGAAGCUCGCCGACCUGACACACACACCACGCUGCAGUGCUACACCAGCCAUGAAGCUUAUCCUGUUUCUGCUCUUCACCACGGUUGUGGCCAGAGAAUUCGUGGCCAGAAUGGAGAUGCCCUCACCGAGUGUUGAGCGCUCGUUGUUCGACCUCUUAAUGAAAGAACGAGCAAAGAAGCCAACUCGUGUGGAAGAGUUUGUUUUCACGAACUGCGGCAAUCCAGCCACGGAACUGUUCUUGGUGAAUCAGCUCAACAUUUCUCCAGACCCGAUCCCCAGUGCAGGGGCCAUAACCGUCAAUUUUGAAGGCAGUGCCAGACAGCAAAUCGUCUCCCCUGUUAAGGCAGAGCUGACAAUAAAAAAGAAUGUCUUUAAUAUCUGGAUCACCAUCCCCUGCAUCGACAACUUCGGAUCCUGCACCUACGACGACUUCUGCCAAAUGUUGGCCCGGAUCGGGACCUGCCCUCAGCCCUUUAUUGAGCACAAUGUGCCCUGUCACUGCCCCAUACCUGUGGGAAACUACUCGCUACCCGGGGUAUCCAUGGACAUCAGCCUGGGCGCCCUGCCCUCUGGAGACUACGAGGCUACGGUUGACUUGACCUCAGCGGCAGGAAGUGUCGGCUGCUACGGCCUCAAGUUUACUCUUGCUUGAUUAAAAAAAAAAAAAUUAUUUCAUCAGCAGUAUGAUGUGAGAUUGUGCGUGAAUCGUUCUUUUCGAUUUUUUUUUAAAAAUUUACUGACAUUCCUGGAAGUUGGUGCGUUAGGGCAACCACUAGAUGUUCUUUCAAUCUAACAACGAAUAUUAUAAUAUAAAAUACAGACAAUCCUCGCCAUAAGACAUUGUAAAGAUUUCAUUUUCGUCGAAUUCUCCGUCUGCUCUGCAACACCACCCAGCACGACCCUAUGGCGCUCCUGGUGCAUGGCGGACGAGGCUGACAAUGACUCAUGUCUCGAUAAAAAAUUGAGGGGUAAUCACAGUUUUUGUUACCUGGUAAAUAAAGUGAUAUCCAAAUGUAAA